Phlebotomus argentipes is the source of this 7288-nucleotide messenger RNA. RefSeq names its product potassium channel subfamily T member 2 (gene SLO2). The transcript has 24 exons. Gene Ontology annotation, cellular component: membrane. Gene Ontology annotation, biological process: potassium ion transport. The record is from RefSeq and is a predicted model, not a curated record. NCBI's taxonomy places the organism in Eukaryota, Metazoa, Arthropoda, Insecta, Diptera, Psychodidae. Bases 1195 to 5568 code for a protein of 1457 amino acids. Gene Ontology annotation, molecular function: intracellular sodium-activated potassium channel activity.
ACGAACACAUCACACUGUAUCAAACCGCCUCACAAAAUCACGGUUCGGAGUCGUGUUUGUCUUUUGAGAAGAGCACCGAAUCUCAUUUCACACCCUCUGUCUCGCUCAUACGCUUGAGUGCUGGAGACAUUUAGUGGCACAAAGUCCUUCCAAAAAGCAAAAACGGCCAAUGAGGAAUUUCCGCGACGUCCUGAGGGAGUCAUGUUAAGUGAUGCAUUAAAAGAGAAACCAAAAAGUGAUGGUGUUUAGCAGUUCAAUAGCGCGUGGAUAUAAAGUAUCGAUUAGUAUUUUUCUACAGUAAAUAUUUAUGCCGAUGACGAAGAUAGGAUCCGUGGAGGACCCACGAGAUUCUCGUAUGAGAUACACGAGAAGAUAAGCCGGAAUAACACAGUGAAGAGAAGCGCUGGAUGACAUGGAAUGAGGAAUUUUUAGCGGAAAUUCCGAGAAAGAAAGGGAAUCAGCUUUACAACAAAUUUCCAUAUAUUUAUCAACGGAAAAAUCGAUCGGACCAACCUUUUUGAUAACAAUUUAUAUUUUAUAUAACAUUUCCAAUAACAAGUGUGUGACACCUUUAGAGAGCAAAUCUUUGGCUUUAAUCACCCAAACAUUUUUAAAUUAUUCACUCCUUUUGAAAACAAACCUACAAAACGUGUGACAGAACCCACUAGAAAAUGCGUGAAUUUCGACCAAGGGAACCCCAGAGCUUAUGAAUUGUUCAUUAACCUACUGAAGAAGGAGAAUAUAGUGGGUGAAUUGAGGAUCAAAAAAGUAGAUAAAAAAACUGUAGAGGAAAUUUGUGAGAGUCUGUGAAAAUAAAAGUCAAUUAAAUAUUCCACAAAUGCCAAGUGAGUGUGAUGUUUUUUAGUGUGAAGAGUGGUUAGGAAAUAUUUAUUUAAAUACGCGAAUAUAUACGGAUCAUUAUAUUAACUGACCUGGGUAGAAAAAUAUACAAUAAUUAACUCGCCUCGUGCAAAAUAUAGUAAAAAGGGUGUCAGUAAGUGCUAAAUUGACUGUUUGAGAGAUUGGAAUAUAUUGUGUUAAAACGUGCACACAAUACAGUGAAUAAUCGUGCGCAGUCAACACAAAAAGCUCUGGAAAAUUCGAUCAUCGAGAUAUUCUGUUCCGGUGUGGAAAACGGAAAAAAGUGGGCGAAGGAAGAGUUCAUUCAUCUAAUUCAAUAAAACACCCUAAAGGAUGUCGAUGUUCUUUUUUCGACUGCACAAUCUUCGGCGUGAAGAGGAGGCCAAGAAGAAACGCAAGGCCGCCCAGCGCCAGAGACAGCGUCGCGGGGCGAAAGUCUUCCGUGGUGUCAAUAACAUGGAUGGACACCUCACGUUGGCUCCGUCGCGACUCUUCGAGAGAACGCCCAUGAGUCCAUCAGAUAGUCUCGAUGAGAUCGCCCUGCAAAUUCCCAGAGUUCGAGUUGAAUACUACGUCAAUGAAAAUACAUUUAAGGAAAGACUGCAACUUUAUUUUAUUAAGAAUCAGAGAUCAAGUCUACGUAUUAGGAUCGCAAAUUUAUUUUUUAAAUUAUUAACCUGUGUGCUGUAUAUAGUUCGAGUAAUCGCCGACCUGGAUCCCACAUUUGCUACUUGUCACGGCUGUCCCGUGGAGAACAAGACGGAAUUUCUUGCGUCAGCCGAUCUCACGGAGGAGCAAUUCCAGGAGAACCCCAUCAUCAACUGGGACGCCAUCCUGUGGGUGAAUCGACCAACUGAACUGUGGGCUGUGCAAUUCGUACUGGCGAUUGUGUCUCUGGCCGAGGCCUUGCUCCUAACAUAUCUGGGUUAUAAGGGAAAUAUAUGGCAGCAAAUACUAUCGUUUCACUUCAUUCUCGAAUUGGUCACGACAAUUCCAUUUGCACUCACGAUUUUGUGGCCCCCGUUGCGAAAUCUCUUCAUUCCUGUGUUCCUCAAUUGUUGGCUGGCGAAGAGGUCCCUCGAGAAUAUGUUUAAUGAUCUUCAUCGAGCCAUGCAGAAGUCACAAUCGGCACUCUCGCAACAAUUGACAAUACUCAGUGCGACACUUUUGUGUCUCGUCUUCACCAGUGUUUGCGGAAUUCAGCACUUCCAGCGGGCCGGACAUCGGCAUUUGAAUCUCUUUCAGAGUACAUAUUAUGUGGUAGUGACUUUCUCCACGGUGGGCUAUGGAGAUUUCGUGCCGGACAUCUGGCCAUCGCAGCUGUACAUGGUGAUAAUGAUAUGCGUGGCGCUUAUCGUGCUGCCCACUCAGCUCUCUCACUUACGCGCCCUCAAGUUCGAGCAACUGGCUUUUACGUGGAUGGAACGUCAAAAACUGGGUGGCAGCUAUUCCUCCCAUCGCGCCCAGAGUGAGAAGCACGUCGUGGUGUGCUCCACCACGCUUCACGCCGACACCAUCAUGGACUUCCUCAAUGAAUUCUACGCCCACCCGCUCCUGCAGGACUACUACGUAGUCCUGCUCAGCCCGAUGGAGUUGGACACCACGAUGAGGAUGAUCCUGCAAGUGCCUAUCUGGGCGCAGAGGGUGAUCUACAUCCAGGGCUCCUGCCUGAAGGAUGGCGAUCUGGCAAGAGCGCGCAUGAAUGAGGCUGAGGCUUGCUUCAUUCUUGCGGCGCGCAAUUAUGCCGAUAAAACGGCGGCGGAUGAGCACACAAUCCUGCGAUCCUGGGCAGUUAAGGACUUUGCUCCGAGUGUGCCGCAGUAUGUGCAAAUCUUUCGGCCGGAGCACAAACUGCAUGUGAAAUUUGCAGAACAUGUGGUUUGCGAGGAUGAGUUUAAAUAUGCCCUACUCGCCAACAACUGCACCUGUCCAGGAGCCAGUACUCUCGUCACGCUACUGCUACACACCUCCCGCGGGCAGGAGGGCCAGCAGAGUCCUGAGGAGUGGCAUCGACUGUAUGGCAAGUGCUCGGGGAAUGAGAUCUACCACAUCCUCCUGGGCGAUAGUCGCUUCUUUGGUGAGUACGAGGGGAAGAGCUUCACCUACGCAAGCUUUCACUCGCACCGGAAGUAUGGGGUGGCGCUGGUUGGUGUGCGCCCGGCGGAAUUGCCCGAGUUCUACGAAGACACCAUCCUCCUCAAUCCUGGCCCGCGCCACAUCAUGAAGAAGGAUGACACCUGCUACUACAUGAGCAUCACCAAGGAGGAGAACUCUGCCUUUGUCGUCAAUCAAAAUCAGAACAGUGGCUUAGAACCUACGAAAGAGGCUGUGGCCAGCAGUGAACAUAAUCCGCAUUCAGCAAUUUCCAUCUCGGAGUCCAAGCUGAAUCUCAAAGAGGCUGCAACUCCAUCUUCAGCGACCACAACAAUGUUGGGACAAUCAUCGGUGAUGACUACAACCACGGGCAAUCACCUGGAGUUGCCACAGCAGAGCAAUCCAAACCUUCUCAGCCCGGACGUGCUCAAUCAGCGAAGAGGAAGUCGUCGACCGUCUAUCCUUCCCGUGCCUGAUAUGUUCACCUCCUCUUCCUUCAGCAUCAGUGGCAAUGAAGACGGAGACGAGGCGGAGAGCGAAGAUGAGUUGGAUGACGAUGUACCCUGGAGGUCGCCAUCCGAGAAGAUAGCGAUCGUCAAGGGUUUUCCACCAGUGUCGCCGUUCAUCGGUGUGAGUCCAACUCUGUGUUAUCUGUUAAAGGAGAAGAAACCACUUUGUUGCCUCCAAUUGGCUCAGGUUUGUGAGCACUGUAGCUACAGAAAUGCAAAGGAGUACCAGUGGCAGAAUAAGACAAUCAUUCUGGCGGCUGAUUAUGCUUCAAAUGGCAUUUAUAACUUUAUCAUACCACUGAGGGCGCACUUUCGAUCGAAAACCUCCCUCAAUCCAAUCAUCUUGCUCCUCGAAAGGAGACCCGACGUGGCUUUUCUAGAUGCAAUUUCGUAUUUUCCACUGGUGUACUGGAUGCUGGGAUCAAUUGAUUGCCUCGAUGAUCUGUUGAGGGCCGGAAUAAAUUUGGCGGAAAAUGUGGUAGUUGUCAAUAAAGAGCUCUCCAAUUCCGCCGAAGAGGACACUCUGGCCGACUGCAAUACAAUCGUGGCGGUGCAAACAAUGUUCAAAUUCUUUCCCAGCAUCCGGAGCAUUACGGAGCUGUCGCAAAGCUCCAAUAUGCGCUUCAUGCAGUUCAGAGCGCACGACAAAUAUGCCCUCCAUCUGAGUAAAAUGGAAAAGAGGGAAAAGGAGCGUGGAUCUCACAUAUCCUACAUGUUUCGUCUGCCUUUUGCCGCUGGGGCUGUCUUUAGUGCUUCAAUGCUGGACACACUGUUGUACCAGGCCUUUGUUAAGGACUACGUGAUCACAUUCGUGCGACUUCUCCUCGGAAUCGACCAAGCCCCUGGCAGCGGAUUCCUAACUUCGAUUAAAAUCACAAAAGAGGAAAUGUGGAUUCGCACGUACGGUCGGCUGUAUCAGAAGCUGUGUUCCACGACAUGCGAGAUUCCUAUUGGGAUUUAUCGAACACAGGACACAUCGGCGUCGGAAUCUCAUGUGAGUAACUCGCCAGUUGCAGAUAAAUGGAGACCAUUUGGAUCGUUUGGAAUGAAAAAUUGCGUGCGAAUGCGACCGUCGUAUGACGAGGAAUCUGCAACGCCGGGCUCCUCAACGACUAAGGGCACCGCCGAAGCCGGCCUCCGCGGUGUGACAUAUCGCCCACCGCCGCUCCAUAAGUCGACCUCCUGCCUGGGCGGCUGCUCAGAUCGGCGUGGCUCAGCUUACUCCCUCAACUUGGCAGACGAGGCGCGGGACAAUCACGCCCAGCAGAUCGAGAGGGCAGAAAUAGCUAAUCUUGUGCGAAGCCGGAUGGAGUCACUAAACCUGCCCGGAGCUGACUAUGAUGACGUGAGCGAAAAGCGCAAUCACCUAUCCUACGUCAUCAUUAAUCCGAGCUGUGACCUGAAGCUAGAGGAGGGCGAUAUAGUGUACCUGGUCAGACCGUCGCCCUUCUCCGCCCAGAAGACUUUCGAGCGCCACAAUUCACGCCGCAAGUCAAACAUUUCCUUUUGCUCCAAUCUUGCCGCCGCCGCGGCUGCGGUGGCGGCGAGCGGCUCUCGCCGCGGCUCCGGCAUCGGCCUCAAUACCUUGGGCGGCGUCCAAUCAAUGUCCGGGUAUGCUUCACCUCGUGCUCCGCCUUUAGUAACAACCAAAUCCAACUCACUUUCAUUACCUGACAGCCCUACAGUCGUUGGACAGCAGCGCGGACGCAGCAAUUCGCUUCGGAUUGACAAUGAUAUUCUGCUGAGGCGGUCCAGCUCCUUACGCCAAGGACUGCCCAACGUGGGCAUCCAGGGUAGACGGAAGUCCUCCCUGGAGGAGAUCGGCAUCAGCCAUUUCACCACCCUCAUGCAGGCCACAAACCACAGCAACCCCAUCAAGAUUGCCCUCAACGGUAGCAUUGGGCUUGAGGUCACUCCUCCGGAAGAGCCUCUGCCUGUGAUCGGCGUGCCGUGCAUGAGUGGCGGCGGUGUGAAUCCAUCAGGUCUAGGCGGGUCAGCCUUGGGUAUCAACACUCUAGGCGACACAACACCGAGCCCACUGUCAGUGCCCCAAUCUGAGUCCGCUUCGGCCAGUCCGCAGCAUCUUCAAGGCACGAUUGUAUGACCUUCGCUCAAUCCCUCGCACAGCUACAACAUAAUGUGGGGCCGCCGGCUGCGCUCUGCAGUGCAGAAGAACAAGUGGAUCUAAGUUCAGGCGUAGGCCGGCGGCGACAACCCACAUUGCGGUCAGUGAAUCAACGCGAAAAUGUAAUUUGUCUAAUCAAUUGUAGAUGACAUUAUUCGAUAAGUGCAGAUUGAGACUAAUAUUCAAUGAAUAUUAGUGUAAUAGAAAUGUGUUUUGGGAACAAUUUGUAGCGAUUGUAGAUGCAUAAUGAAAAUUGAUACAAAACCUUGUGAAUAAAGUUGAUGAGUCAGAGUUGUAUAAGAAAACGUUACAUUUUCCUAUAUAUUAAAAAAAAAACUCAAAUUGACAGCUCUUUUUGAUUGUAAAAUCGUAUUUAGAGGUGAAUAUCCAUUAGAGAUAUUUUUCAUAUCCAAAAGAAAGAAGUGGAGCAAAUGGACUAAAGUGUAGUAUGGUAUUAUUCAGAAUUGAAGAAAAAAAUGAUCCUAAUAGUGUUGAAAAAUCGUUAGAUUAUUAUGUAAAUAUUUGUAUAAAAGACCAUUCUUUGCCAAUCUAUUUUACCCAUGAAAAUUUCAUUGAACUAAUCCCCUUCUCAAUUUCUUUAAUAUCAAUUAAAAUUACCGCAUAGCGGAAGUAUGAUUAGAUUGACUAUAUACCAAUUUAAUUGUAUAUUUAUUCGUAUAACAUUACUACCAAAAGAGAGUUGUGUAAAUUGAACAAAAAAGGAAAUUGACACAUCUAUAAUUCGAAGACAUAUUUUAUCAUAUAAAUAAUUAUCUUAAAAAUUACAAAAAGAAUCAUCGACUGACCAUUGAGAUGAAAAAGUCAGUAACGCUUUGGUAUACUGUGAACGCUUUACUAACUUACGAUUUGUGACACAGACAAGAUAUAGUGAGAUGGGUGAGCAUUGAUACAUUGAAAAAUAUAGGAAUUAUCAAAAAUUCAAUUAUGUAAGACAUAAUAGUUAUGAAAUGUUUAGAAAUUGACUCACCUCUUAUUUAUCGGCUUCAAGAACUCUCUGAUUUUAGUGUAUAGCAAUGGAGGGAAGCCUGGUAUAACAUAAUUUGUACAGUUAAAUCUUGUAGAAUGCUAUUUGUAGAUAGGAUUGGGAAGGAAUACUUCGCUGGAUGGGUAAUAAGGAUUCACUGAUGAAGGUGCUACGAUAUUUAUUUCACAUUUUCACGCUAUUUUCGCUGUAUUGCUCAAUUACUUUCCCUUAAAAAUAUAAUCACCCUUCAGUGACAGAAUAUCAGCACACACGAGAGCAUCACAAAAGUGAGAGGAAAUAAUUCACAGAGUUUCGAAAAGCACCCGCAGUUCACACCCAACUGACAAUUGGGGAAGUAAAUGUUAAUGACAUUUUGUAAUGUUUGUCAAAAUAUGUGUUAAAAGGCCUUAGGUGACAUUGUUCAGAAGGAAGUGAAACUGUAAUUUAGCCAUCAAUGUCUCUCAAGAGAAUUAAAUGACACAAUAUGAAAAAAAAAUCAUUUGGAAUACAUGAGAAAAUAAAGUGUAGUGACUAUAAAUUUAUAGGCAAAGAUCCGAUGUAAAUACAAAAGAAAUAUUUACUAAAUAUUCUUUAUUAUUUCAUUAGGAGUUUGUAAAAUGAAGGGUGAAAGAAAAUAACUCUAAUGAGCUAAAGUUUAAAGUUAUGUUAAUCUUCUAAAUAUUAGAUAAAUAUAUUAUUAAUUAACAAGAAAAA